Acipenser ruthenus (sterlet) is the source of this 6001-nucleotide messenger RNA. RefSeq names its product zinc finger protein 704-like. Lineage: Eukaryota; Metazoa; Chordata; Actinopteri; Acipenseriformes; Acipenseridae. Gene Ontology annotation, molecular function: RNA polymerase II cis-regulatory region sequence-specific DNA binding; DNA-binding transcription factor activity. The record is from RefSeq and is a predicted model, not a curated record. Gene Ontology annotation, cellular component: nucleus. Gene Ontology annotation, biological process: regulation of transcription by RNA polymerase II. The transcript is spliced from 9 exons. The coding region runs from base 277 to 1851 and encodes 524 amino acids.
CACAGUGAAUGGCAGGCGGGGUUCUAAAAUGUUGCCCAGAUGCACGCUCAGGGAGGGGGCGUGUCAUGUAUUGGAGAAAGAAAAAAAUAAAAACAUAUAUUUUUUUCUCUUACCGGCAGCUGCAGGGGGAACAGUGGAGGCAUUUGUUAGUUAACCAAGUAAAGCAGUAGCGUGUUAACUUAGAAGUUGGGGAGAGAGCAAUUGUUAAAUGUAUUGCUUUUAUAUAUUUUAAGUAGAAUAUUAAGCCUGAAGCACCUUAACUAAGCCUACCAGAUCAUGAAUUCCAAGCGUCUUCCUAAGAGGUCUGUGGUGGGGAUACGUGUUUGCGCCGCUCCAGGUUCAGUGUGUACCGGUAGCUUGCAAGCAGGGACAAGUGACACACAUGGCAAGGCUAUUGCAGCAGGGGUCUUUGAGAUAAUACAAGCAUGCAAGAACGACCCUUCUACUGGAAGCAGUUUCUACGCACUGAUGUUGGACGAAGGCACUUUGAAAGAAUACCCCACUGAAGAGAGCGUUAUGAAUCGGUCUGAUUUGAAAACGAUAGUGCAUGGAAAACACUCUCAUGCCGGUUUGGAAAAGAUACCUUUGUACUGCAAGAGUGAAGAGGGAGUUCCAGAGCUGGAACAGAAAAGCACCCUGGUUCUGAAUGGCAGAAAGUUAGAAGACCGUGUGCACGUGGACGACAAACGUUCUGCGGGGCGACUGGAGGACACCAAGAAAGACCCGCUUCCACAAAGCCCUGCCCCAGUGCAUGAACAGAGCCGGCUCCAGAUGUCAUCCUACAUCCCUGUCCCCAAGCACAGGAGGCCGUUGGGUCAUGUAGACAUGGAGGUGAUGGCAGCUACAGUCCUCACCACCCUCUCCACCAGUCCGCUGGUACUCAGCCCCCCCUCUGGGACCCCAGGCGCAGAUCCCUGCAGUCGAGGGUGGAAGGAGGCCCUGUCUGCCAGCUACAGCAGCUCAACCAGUGGGAACUGGAGCUGGGAUGCCAGCGACCAAUCGGUCCCCUCCACCCCCUCCCCGCCGCUCCCCGCCGACACCAACAAGAGCUUUCUGCUGUCCUCCCAGUCCGACGACAACAUCGAAGAGUCCGUGACCACACACUUCCUCUUCGAGGACCCCAUCCCCAGGAAGAGAAAGAACUCUAUGAAGGUGAUGUUUAAGUGCUUGUGGAAGAACUGUGAGAAGGUCCUCAGCACCUCAUCAGGAAUUCAGAGACACGUCCGCACUGUCCACCUCGGGCGGAAUAGUGACUCUGACUACAGUGAUGGGGAGGAGGAUUUCUAUUACUCUGAGAUCGAGGUGAACAUGGACUCGCUGUCGGAGGGGCUUUCCAGUCUGACGCCAACCUCUCCCACCACCACAGCCCCCCACCCCCCUGCGUUCCCCCUGCGGGAGCUCCCCCACUCUGAGCCAGCGCUGAUCCGCCCCUGGGGAGGCAAGACACUGACACCACUGAGCCAGUCUGCACCUUCCACGCUGUGCCACAUCCGCACUGAUCACGCCUACCAGGCCACUGUUCCUGUUAGCAUCCCUGUAUCUUCCAAGUUCGUACCUAGUGAGAAUGGGAUCAGUAUAUCCUGGCAGUCCCCUCCCGUCAUAUUUAAAGGGUCACCGGGAUCCUUAACGCAGAUCCGCACAGUCAGCAUCGGGGAGAAGAGGCAGCCCCUCCAGCACACUACAGUCCCCAAGACACACGCGGCUCUCCCCUCCGCACCCAAACCAGCCACGGGAACCAGGAAACCUCGCGGAGAAGCCAAGAAGUGUCGGAAGGUGUAUGGCAUGGAGAAGAGGGACAUGUGGUGCACCGCCUGCCGCUGGAAAAAAGCCUGCCAGAGGUUUAUUGACUGAGCCCGUCUCUUUCUGAAGUUCCUUGCUCAAAAGGCUGGUAUUGUUAAACGCAAAAGCGCCAAGAGGCAGUGCGUGAUAGCUUUGACUUCAAAGCCACCUCCUUCCGAGCCGUCCUCCUUUGUUCUGCGGCACUCCCUGGGGUGGAAUCGUCACAGCUUUGGUUGGGUUUGAAAUGGAAAAGGGACGCCGUGCUGUAUUCUGGUUAAAAAAAAAAAAGAAAAGAAAAAAAAUUACAAAAAAAUACACAAAACAGAAAACAAAAAAAAUCUUUAUAUCGUUUGGGCAGCAUUGUUUUAUUUUUACAGUAAUCUGUUAAGAGGGAAAAAAAAAAAGCUAAGCAGCACAUUUAAAAAAGAAAUGGUUUGAGGCUUCUUAAUUCACUGUUAAUAUUUUAAACUCUACUUUUACAAUUUCUUAUUUUAAAGACCAUGCUGUUAAUUAUAUAUAUAAAAAAAUUCAGACAAGCUUUUUAUGGAAAAUAUUUGAAUUUAGCUUUUUUUUUCUGGUCACUUAAAACAGUCACGAGGUUCAUUUGUACAAACCUUGCUAACUGUGUAGCUUUAUCACUUGACAGUACUUUCUUUGGGAUUGCUCAUUGAAUUCCUUUUUAUACAGGCAUUGUCAUAAGUUUCAGUUCAGAUUAUCAGCACUGUUUAAAGCAGUGGUUUUAAAAGAAAGCAUCAUUGGACUGAAUUUGCUUAUAUUAUGACACCAUGCCUGGUGUUCUUUCACAUUGUACAUACCUGUUUAAUUAGCUUUUUUUGUCAGUAAUACAAAUGACAAGCGCUAUAGUUACUUAAUCCAAAGGAUUUUCUGGGAAGCAGGUCAAACAGAUUUUUUUAGUCGCAUUGAGGUAGGCAGUAUUCUGCGGGUAGGUGCAAGAUGCUUGCUGCUUGUCACAUGUUCUCAAGGUUAGGAAUUUCACUUGGAAGCUGAGAGUUUUGAAACUGUAGUAACAUGUCUCCAAAUGCAAGUGUUAAAAAAAGGAAAUCGCACCAAAUGAAAGCCUGUGCUACCUUUAGUUACUCAACCGCUGAAAAGUGCAAGUUACUAAAAAAUGGCGAUCAUGUCAAAGUUCCAGACACAAAAAACAAACGAUUAUACAUAUUUUGAUUAAUAAUUUCCAUUAUAUGUUGAAGACUUUUCUUGGCGAGGCAGUGUUCCAUUAGCUAGGAGUAGCUGGAGCUUUCGUUUGUAUCUUUUAGAAACCUGUGUCGCCAUUUUAGGCCGAUUUUCAUUGCCAAACGCAGAUUUACAAGUAGUUCUUUGUAGUUGCCUUCAAAUGUUGGAAAUAGGAUGGAUCUAAAGAGAUUCUAAGUGUUAUUUUCCUUGUAUGUGGGAUUUAGGACAACUUUAGUUCAGUUGUACCAGUGCAGAGGAUAAUCUGGUGAAGGCAGAUUCACCUGAAAUUCCACCUGGACAGAAGACUGGUUUCUUACUGCUUACACUAAACUGUAUUUGCAAGUGUUUAUUUGCUUCCCAAAAAGCCUACUUCGAGUCAAGAGCUACAUGCAGCAUAAAACAUAAAGACAAAAAAACAUGGCUGGAUACAAGAUGACACUUUUUUAGUAAUAGAUUUUUUUGGCUUUUGAUUUUAUAGUUGCAGCUUCGUUUUUAUACUCACGUUUUCUUUAAAAUGAUUUCUUUGGAUAUGUAGGUUAAGCGUUUAUGUACAUUUGCAGUAUGUCUUUUUUUUCUACAGAUUUUGAAUUGGAGGAGUUUUAUUUACUGUGCUGCCUAUCAAUACACGUGAAUGAAGCUUUGAUCUGUUCAGACGGUCCAGCCUUCGCUGAGAUACAGAACAGCACUGUAGAGGUCAUUAAAGGGUGCAAUCUGAAUAGACUGGCAAACUAAACAGUGUAAGGUUCAUAUUCCCUGCUGUCAAACACUAAUAGCUACAUAUAUAUAUUUGUUUUGUACAGAUGAAAAUGAUUACUGAGUCAAUAUUAUCAGCUAAACAACUUAAGUAGUUUCACACAAUCUAUAUUAAUAAAUGUAUUUUACUUCCAUGCAUUAAAUGCCCACAGCUUCUGUAUAUGGAUAGGAUGUUGAAAGAUGUUUAAUGACCUCCACAGAUGCUGUUUGCCGUUUUUAGAGCCUCGCUGUCAGGGUGUGCUCUGUACCAGCAGCUCAAAGCUCCAUUCUUAUCUGCAGUUUUGGGGAAAAGAGCGUCACCAUUUUUGGGUAGAAACUUCAGCAAGUGCCAUUGGGAAAGAGGAAACCUCAUUGAAUUGCACUAAGUUCUGCUGAACAGAGAUAUUUUUUUUAUCUGGAGUUUUAUAUAAAGAAAUUGAAGACAAUGUGUCAGAAAUGGUUAAUAUUCACUACCUACCGUUGCUUGUUUGGAUCAGUGAUGAACAUGGCUCCUUGUCAAAGCUACUGGUGUAAAAGAUCUGUUCAAGAAAAGUUCAGAUGUAAGGGAUGUUGAUAGUCCAAUACCAGUCCCACAAAUGGAGCAGUGCAGUCCUAGACUGCUUGUUAAAAAGCCAACACAGCCAUGGAAUAAUCAAGCUUAUCGCAAACGGCUUGAGUCCUUUAAAAACGGGAAACAUGGUUUUCAAAAUGUUCACAAUGAUUCUAUUCCAGUAAAACUAGCAGAUUGUUCUUUACUAAGUUUUGCUGUUUAUUUCUAGUGGCCAUUGGGGUUGCAUAUCCCUGUAGGGCAGUGUGUUCCACUUUGUUCAUGAUAGUGAUAGUUACAGCUGUGGUAGGUGAUGUCUGUUACUAACUAACAAACCAAAAAUGAGUUUCCAAACAUGAAAUGGAGGUACUGGCAAUUAACUAUGAAAAUAUUUUUGAUUACUCUGUAAUGUUACUUAUUAUUUGUACAUGUAUUGCUUUUAGUAGCGUUGCUUGGGUGAUUGUUUCAAAAGUAAACGAAUACAAAGAGCUUGUGAAGAGAAUUUGUGUGUAUGAAUGUAAAAGAUGAAUGUAAAACGUCGAUCUGGCAUCUUAGGAAUGUGCAAUUAAACAUAAGUCUUGUUUUCAGUGCCCAAUUGUAAUAAUCUCUGAACUAAUGAAUGCCCCAACCAACAAAAAAUAGACUGCAGGCUUUAAUUGGACUUCAUAUGAAAAUGAACCUUGAAAUCAAUGUGGUAAUUGGAUAUUUGCUUCAUUAUCAACAGAAGACAAUAUAAUAAGAAUGAUAAAAGCUGUCACAUUGAUUGUGCUUCAUAAAACAUACUCCAUGCAGGUAUCAAUCUCCAAUUGGAGCCCCAAUUAGUUCAGGUAUUAAGGAAUAUUGUGUAGUAGGUACCAGUACCACCCCCUGCACAUUCCUUGGCUCUGCGGUACCUUCUUGCAUUAAUUUAAUUUGUUGUCUGUUGUAUACAGUCCAGAGCCCUCCAACUACAGAAAGCUUUAGAGAGCUGUCCCCACAGCUCAUGAAAAACACACCAGGAUGUUAAGCUAAACAACCCCCAGCAAUGUGUCAAAAAUGUAUCGGUCGGGAUGCUGAUCAGUGAUUUCUUUAUGGCAGCUUUCCAAUACAGGGGUUUCAUGUGGAUUUUUUUUUUUUUUUUUAAUUGUUGUCAGUGUUUCUGGCCUGGCUUCGCUUCAGGCAAACUGACUUUUUCACCAUUUUUAAAUUUUUGUUAUUUUAUAAAGUCAAGCAGAACUUUCGUUGCAGAGAUGGGUUUUAUCAGUUACUUGAGUGCCAAGGAGCCACAGAUCAGGAUCAUCAAGUCCAGCAGUUAUGUGUCGGAAUGCACGUUUGAUUUCCUAUUACAGCACUGCGAUGGGGGGUGCUUUGGAAGAGUAAUAGAACUGGAAUGAAAAAGCCACACUAAUUUGUUGGCACAUUCAUAGAAUACAGUACAGUCUGUAGUAGUUGUCUGGCAGUCAUAUGCCCAUAACUGUUGCUGAAGUUAAAUUGCAGUUGUAUUUCUUCAAAAAAUACCCCCUUACCCUGAUGAGGGUUUUCUGAAAUGGUGGGUGUUUUUCUUUUUUUUAUCAGUCUGCUUAAAACUCCACACAGUCAUCUUUCCACCUUCUAGGGAAAGAAAAAUAACUACAGACAGCUACAGUAUUACUAAAAUGUAGAGAUCCAGCAAUACUGUAUUUUUGAAAACCCAUCUCUGACUGAAAGUUUUCACUGACAUUUGCUUUUAAAAUAACAGUAGCAGUACUGUUAUUUAACCAGCAAGGGGAG